CAGCUCCGAUCUCCAGGUUGUUCCAGAGGUGGUGACGGGUGAGAAAGUUUGCUCCAACUCCUACUCAUGGAGGUGGUCACGGGUGCCAUGGGCAGCCUGCUCCCCAAGCUGGGCGAGCUGCUCAUGGAUGAAUACAACCUGCACAAGCGCGUCAAAAAAGAUGUUGAGUUCCUCCGGAAGGAGCUCGCGAGCAUGCACGCUGCGCUUAUCAAGGUUGGUGAGGUGCCAAGGGACCAGCUCGACAGGCAAGUCAAGCAUUGGGCCGACGAGGUCAGAGAGCUCUCCUACAACAUGGAGGAUGUCAUUGACAAGUUCCUCGUACGCGUCGAAGGUAUUCAGCAGCCUCACGACAACACCGGCAGAUUCAAGGAGCUCAAGAGCAAAAUGUUAGGCUUGUUCAAGAAAGGCAAGAAUCACCACCGGAUAGCUGACGCCAUACAGGAAAUCAAGGAGCAACUCCAGGAGGUGGCUGCUAGGCGUGAAAGGAACAAGCUGGAUGGUAUUGCUCCUAAUCCUGGCGAAGCAGUUGUCAUCGAUCCUCGUCUCCGUGCUCUGUACAUAGAAGUGACAGAGCUCGUCGGCAUCUAUGGGAAGAGGGAUCAGGACCUCAUGAGGCGUCUCUCCUUGGAGACCAACGAUGAUGCCUCUAACAAGAGACUGAAAAAGGUCUCUAUCGUUGGAUUUGGAGGGUUGGGCAAGACCACUCUUGCCAGAGCAGUAUACCAAAAGAUCAAAGGUGAUUUUGAUUGUGGGGCAUUUGUCUCCGUCGGUCGGAACCCUGACAUCAAGAAGGUUUUCAGGGAUAUCCUGAUAGAUCUCGGCAACUCUCACUCAGAUGUUGUGAUACUGGAUGCAAAUCAGCUUAUUAAAAAGCUUCAUGAAUUCCUUGAGAACAAGAGGUACCUCAUCAUAAUUGAUGAUAUAUGGGAUGAAAAAUUGUGGAGCUACAUCAACCUUGCUUUCUCUAAUAGUAACAAUCUAGGCAGUCGGCUAAUCACCACAACCCGCAAUCUCGAUGUCUCCAAAUCAUGUUGCUCAUCGGCUGAUGAUUCAAUUUAUCAUAUGAAACCUCUUUCUAAAGAUGACUCCAGACGGCUCUUCUAUAAAAGAGUAUUUGCCGACGAGAAUGGAUGUCCAAAUGAAUUUGAACAAGUGUCUAAAGAUAUUUUGAUGAAAUGUGGUGGGGUACCACUAGCCAUCAUUACAAUAGCUAGUGCUUUGGCUAGAGGUCAGGAGGUGAAACCAAAGAGUGAAUGGGAUAUUCUGCUCCAAUCCCUUGGCUCUGGACUAACAGAAGAUAACAGUUUAGAGGAGAUGCGGAGAAUACUAUCUUUUAGCUAUUAUGAUCUACCUUAUCAUCUGAGAACUUGUCUAUUGUACCUAUGUAUAUAUCCAGAAGAUAGCGAGAUUGAUAGAGAUAGACUGAUAUGGAAGUGGGUGGCCGAAGGAUUUGUCCACCAUGGAGAUCAAGGGACUAGCCUGUUUUUGCUCGGAUUAAACUACUUCAACCAGCUCAUUAAUAGAAGUAUGAUCCAGCCAAUAUAUGAUGAUCUAGGUCAGGUACAUGCUUGCCGUGUACAUGAUAUGGUUCUUGAUCUUAUCUGCAACUUGUCACAUGAAGCAAAGUUUGUUAAUGUAUUGGAUGGUACUGGGGAUAGCAUGUCUUUUCAAGGCAAUAAUGUUCGUCGUUUGUCCUUUCAAGAUAGAAAUAAAGAUCAUGAAGGCACACCUCUCAGAAAUUUCACGGGUAUAUCACGAGUGAGGUCCAUUACUAUCUUUACAUCUGCUAUUAAUAUCAUGCCAUUCCUAUCAAGGUUUGAAGUUCUGCGUGUACUUGAUUUGUCGGGCUAUAAUCUGGGAAAAGGUAGCAGCCUGCAAUUUAACCUCAAGGGUGUUGGACACUUAAUUCACCUGAGGUACCUUGGUUUAGCAGAUACUGGAAUAAGAAAACUCUCGGCUGAGAUAGGAAACCUGCAAUUUUUGGAGGUUUUGGAUCUUGGAAGCAAUUAUGAGCUACAUGAAUUGCCGCCCACUCUUUUUAAAUUGAGAAGAUUAAUCUACCUAAAUGUUUAUCUCUAUAAGGUGGUUCCAACUCCUGGUGUGUUGCAGAAUCUGACAUCCAUAGAAGUGCUGAGGGGGGUCUUGGUCUCUCUGAAUAUUAUUGCACAAGAGCUUGGCAAACUGGCAAGGCUGAGGGAGCUUCAGAUUUGCCUCAAGGAUUGUAGUUUCGAUCUGUAUGAAGGUUUCGUGAAGUCUCUGUGCAACCUACGUCACAUCGAAAUCCUACAUAUUGAAUGCAAUUCCGGAGAAAUUUAUUUUGAACUGACGGAUCUCUUGGAAGAACGCUGGCUGCCUCCUGUACAUCUCCGCAGAUUUGUGUUGUACAUGCCGAGCCAACUCUCUGCACUGCGAGGGUGGAUAAAGAGAGACCCCAUGCAUCUCUCGAACCUCUCCGAGUUAUUCCUCAAUUCAGUGAAGGAAGUGCAGCAGGAUGACGUGGAUAUCAUUGGGGGCUUGCUGUCCCUUCGCCGUCUCUCCAUAUGGACCACCCACCAAACACAGCGGCUGCUAGUCAUCCGUGCAGAUGGGUUCCGCUGUAUUGUAGACUUUAACUUGAGUUGUGGAUCAGCAACGCAAAUCAUGUUUGAACCAGGGGCUUUGCCUAGGGUGGAAUCAGUUGGGUUCAGUCUUGGGGUGCGGGUGGCGAAAGAGGAUGGUAACUGUGGCUUCGACAUGGGCUUGCAGGGGAACCUGCUCUCCCUUCGGCGGCGUGUCGAUGUUAAUCUGUAUUGUGGCGGAGCGAGGGUUGGGGAGGCCAGGGCAGCGCAGUCUGCGGUGAGGCACGCGUUCGACACCCAUCCCAACCAUCUGGAGAUUGUAAUGUUUACGAAUCCGCAUAUAGCAGAAGGAGCUAAUGAUGAAGAUUUGUGUGAGGACGAGAUGGAUGAUAAAAGUUUGUAUCAGUGCCUGGUGGACCUGGUGGAGAACUGAUUUUCUGAUGCAGAGUAUCUUACAUUGCGUCAGAUGUGCUCUCAGUCUCAGGUAGCAGGGGCGCGGGGUUACUGCUGGUAGCAUCGGAGAUGCAUGUUUCACAAACGUUUUUGGUGGGCGCCGACUUAGCCAAGAAUUGAAGAUGUAAAAGUUUCGAGUUUCGCUGGAAGUUGUGUGAUGUGGUUCUUUUAAAUGGCAGCCGCUUGCAGAAAGAGAUAUUGCUUGGUUUUGUAAUGAAUAAGUAAGAGUGUUGUAGUGAAUUGAUCCUUACAAGGAUAGCUUGCUUUGCUUCA
Triticum aestivum (bread wheat) is the source of this 3284-nucleotide messenger RNA. Its product is annotated as disease resistance protein PIK6-NP. Bases 67 to 2991 code for a protein of 974 amino acids. The record is from RefSeq and is a predicted model, not a curated record. Gene Ontology annotation, molecular function: ADP binding. The transcript has 4 exons. NCBI's taxonomy places the organism in Eukaryota, Viridiplantae, Streptophyta, Magnoliopsida, Poales, Poaceae. Gene Ontology annotation, biological process: defense response to other organism.